UGAUGGUACCUUUUCAACAGAUUGCAGGCAGCGGAGCUGUGACAAAAGACAUGAAAUAAUAAUUGAUUAAUACUAAUAAGUGAUGAAUUAAUUUAAGGUUGAGUCCUCGCGGGACGGCAGCGGACAUGGCUGCUGGUGUCUUACUCUUCGUUGGAGUGAACCUCGCAUGUUUAUCUGUCAGUGGAAACUUGGUCUCUGGGGAAAGAUCGUUCUCUAUAGACUACAAAAACAACUGUUUCCUCAAAGAUGAGAAGCCUUUUCAGUUCAUCUCAGGCAGCAUUCACUACUCCAGAAUCCCACAGUACUACUGGAAGGACCGGCUCGUAAAGAUGUACAUGACUGGACUCAAUGCUGUCCAAGUAUAUGUUCCCUGGAACUUCCAUGAAACAGUACAGGGCGUGUACAACUUCACAGGGGACCGAGACCUGGAACAUUUUUUGGAUCUGGCCAAUCAGACAGGUCUUCUGGUCAUCCUGCGUCCUGGACCGUACAUUUGUGCAGAGUGGGAAAUGGGUGGAUUGCCAGCAUGGCUACUUCAGAAACCAAAUAUCAUACUUCGCUCAGCUGAUGCAGAUUAUAUCCAGGCAGUCAGCAACUGGCUUGCCGUUCUUCUGUCCAAAAUGAAGCCUUGGCUUUAUGUCAACGGGGGAAACAUCAUUACUGUCCAGGUGGAGAAUGAAUAUGGAAGUUACUUUGCUUGUGACUACAACUACAUGCGUCACCUGCGGACUCUGUUCCGCUUCUUUCUGGGUGAAGACACAGUCCUGUUCACCACUGAUGGAAACACAGACAAGGAAAUGGCAUGCGGGAGUCUGGAGGGAUUAUAUGCAACAGUAGACUUUGGCACAGACACCAACAUAACUGAAGCCUUCAGUCGGCAAAGACGGUUUGAACCUCGAGGGCCACUGGUGAACUCGGAGUUCUACACUGGCUGGUUGGACCACUGGGGAGAUCAGCAUGCUGUGGUUAAUGCCCAGAAGGUCAGCAGAAUGCUAGGAGAAAUGCUAACCAUGGGGGCCAGCGUCAACAUGUACAUGUUUGAAGGAGGCACUAAUUUUGGCUACUGGAAUGGUGCUGAUCAUGACACAAGGUUCCGCUCAGUCGUGACUAGUUAUGAUUAUGACGCCCCGCUGUCUGAGGCAGGAGACCCCACAGAGAAGCUGUUGGCCAUCAGAGAUGUUAUUAAGCAGUUUAGAGAUAUUCCCUCUGGCCCCAUGCCGCCAGCAACUCCCAAGUUUGCCUACGGCUUUGUGACCCUAAAAAAGGUUGGCAACAUCAGCGAUCUGUUGAACACCCUGUCGCCCCUUGGACCAGUGGAAUCCCAGUAUCCUCUGACAUGUGAAGAGAUGAAACAGUACUAUGGAUACAUGCUUUAUCGGACCACCCUGCCCCGGGACCUCUCAGAGCCUACGCCACUUAUCUCUCCACUGAAUGGGGUUCAUGACCGUGCAUAUGUGUCCGUCAAUGGGGUUUUCCAGGGUCUAUUGGAGAGAGACACUGUUCUUGUGAUGAACCUUACUGGACAGCAGGGGGACACUGUGGACAUCCUUGUUGAGAACAUGGGCAGGGUGAACUUUGGCAGCAAGAUCAAUGACUACAAGGGCCUUUUGAGCGACCUGAUCCUGGGUAAAGAUGUACUGACUAACUGGAAGAUCUACCCUUUGGACAUUGAUGGAGCCAUUGCUGGUGGAUGGCCUCAUUCAGACGGUCAAAAGUCUCGCCCACCUCCUAAGAAAGAGUCUUCAGUUGGACCAGUCUUUUACAUGGGGACCUUACAGCCCAACGGCCUUGCCUGGGACACCUUUCUCAAACUCCAUGAGUGGAAAAAGGGUCAGAUUUGGAUCAAUGGUAUGAAUCUGGGACGAUACUGGCCAGCCAAGGGCCCUCAACAGACUCUUUAUGUCCCUGGACCCCUGCUCAGCACCACCCAGCCAAACAACAUCACAGUGCUGGAGCUGGAAGGGGCCCCAGCUCACCUACGGAUUCUGUUCAUGGACCGACCUCAACUCAACUUCACUGCUGGAAAGUCUUAACAGACCGCACUGCGUAUUGUAGUACGAUAUUUUCAACACUCAGCUGUAGGCAACUACAUCCCAAUAUGUGUGUAAAGCAAGUUUGACUAAAGCCAAAUAGAAGUCUUUGGAACAAUUCACCUGAUGUGAGAAAAAUGCGCAAUGCUUUUUCCUUAUUAUUUCUGUGGCAUCACUAUUCUUGAUCACUUCAGAUUUCAGUGUAUCAUUUGUAGCCAGUUUCUUCUAUCGUUGCACUCCAGUGUCAGCUGCUUUAAAACAUUCAGUCAAACAGUGA
This is a messenger RNA of Plectropomus leopardus (leopard coralgrouper), 2307 nucleotides long. RefSeq names its product galactosidase, beta 1-like (gene glb1l). NCBI's taxonomy places the organism in Eukaryota, Metazoa, Chordata, Actinopteri, Perciformes, Serranidae. The record is from RefSeq and is a predicted model, not a curated record. Gene Ontology annotation, biological process: carbohydrate metabolic process. Gene Ontology annotation, molecular function: beta-galactosidase activity.